Molecule: messenger RNA, 1488 nt
Organism: Panicum virgatum (switchgrass)
Lineage: Eukaryota; Viridiplantae; Streptophyta; Magnoliopsida; Poales; Poaceae
Product: phytolongin Phyl1.1-like
Exons: 1
Coding region: 500-1237 (245 amino acids)
Cellular component (GO): membrane
Source: RefSeq, a predicted model, not a curated record
CAGAACCGCACAAAAAGCCAUGCAUCAGAAUGGUAGUAGGAGUUUACUUGCGAUCCACCCCAGCUCCUCUACUGACCUUGCACCUAGGGCUUCUUUCCUUCACUUCUUGUAUAUUCCUUGGCCACCAAAGCGCGUAUCAUCACUGUCCUUUCGCCUAUACUCAUUUUUAGAAGAACCUCCCUUUCUCCUAUACUCUCUUCCGGUGCAGCCGAAAUCAUUCCUGCAUAAGUACUGCAACUGCAGGUUGCAGCAGCUUUCUUCUGCACCGUUUCCACAAUUCCACCUCCAAGCUUUUGCAUCCUCAGCCUUUGCAUCUCGGAUGUCGGAUCGAUUUGAACCCGUCCUUGCUCCUUAGCAUUGCGAGCUUUACAGCCUUAGCAAUCUAUGGCACCGCGGCACAUGCACUGACAGGAACAAUUGUUCAUGUGUCUCAACUCUCAACUGAGCGUGUACGACCUCGUGCCGAUCAGAGCCAAGAACUCUCGCCCAUCGUGAGCCGAUGGAGGUGCAGAGCGCCGGGAUGCAGGAGGCCGCCGGCGGCGACGUCACCGGCGCGGAAGACGGCGUGGACGAUGUCUUCUUCUGCGUGGCCGCGACGUCGAGGGGCAACAGGAGCAGCACCUCCUACUUCCACACUAACGCGGCCGGCGAGGACGCCCAGUCGGCCCUCGCGCUGGCCGCGCUCUGCCUCGACCACGCGCCCAAGCACCACCGAUGGCACCACCACACCGUCGCCGGGGAGAGGACGUUCGCGUUCCUCUCGGCCGGCGACGGCCGCACGUACUUCGCCGCCGCGGACCCGACGCCGGGCGCCGCCGAGGUGGUCCGGUUCCUGGAGCGCGUCCGCGACGCGUGCGACGCCGCGCCCAGGAAGCGCCUGCGCGACGAGGCCGUGGCCCACGUCGCGCGGCAGUUCGCGCAGCAGCUGCGGGCCGCGGCGAGUUCCGGCACGGGGGACUCGGCGGCGCUUCCCGGAGCCUCGCCGCGGGAGCUGGCGCCGCCCCCGCCUAUGGCGCCGGUGUGCGCUGUGGACGCCGGCGGCGAGAAGGGCGAGGAGCACCAGCGGGCUGGAGCGCAACGUCGCGCCGUGCAACCGGGUGGGGAUAGCGCGCGGCCGGAGUGGCGCUCGUGGUGGCGCCACGCGGUGAUCGUGAUCGGCGUGGACGUGGUGGUGUGCCUGGUGCUGUUCGCCGUGUGGAUGGGGGUGUGCAAAGGCUUCAGGUGCCUUACGCGAUGAAUCGCUCAGACGCAGGGCCUGCAAAUUGUAAUCCACAUCCAUGCUGUGCAUGGUUAGUUUCAGAGCAGUAUGCAAGAGAAUGCAUUCUUUUAUGUUUGCUUAUCAGUUAUCACAUCGAGCAAUUGUAAAAGAUCGGUUUAGAAUCUAGUAAGAUAGUAGCGUUCUUCAAGUCAAGCAUGAUUUAGAAACUCCGUUCUCCGCGUUUGCAAAAUGCAGGAAAUCUACAAGUUCAUGCAUGACAAGGAUUGUAC